Aspergillus novofumigatus IBT 16806 is the source of this 1452-nucleotide messenger RNA. RefSeq names its product Pre-mRNA-splicing factor ECM2 (gene slt11). The coding region runs from base 123 to 1274 and encodes 383 amino acids. The transcript has 2 exons. Gene Ontology annotation, molecular function: U6 snRNA binding; pre-mRNA binding. Gene Ontology annotation, cellular component: U2-type catalytic step 2 spliceosome; U2-type catalytic step 1 spliceosome; Prp19 complex. Lineage: Eukaryota; Fungi; Ascomycota; Eurotiomycetes; Eurotiales; Aspergillaceae. The record is from RefSeq and is a predicted model, not a curated record.
CGUUGCUCUCUUCUGCCCAUCGCUUGAACGCAUUCUCUUUCGGUUCAACUGCGACCGCAGCUUAGCGCUGAUCUAUCACUGAGCCGACAAGUGCAAUCUAUCUUACUCCUAUAUAAUCAAAUAUGCCUCCGCCUCAGAUUAAACAAGACCUGAACCGGUCGGGCUGGGAGUCCACUGACUUCCCUUCCGUCUGCGAGAAUUGCCUUCCCGACAAUCCUUACGUUCAGAUGCUCAAGGAGGACUAUGGCGCUGAAUGUAAAAUUUGUACACGUCCCUUUACCAUAUUUCGCUGGAAAGCAGACCGAACGGCACGAACCAAGCGAACCACCAUCUGCCUCACUUGCGCGCGCCUGAAGAAUUGCUGCCAGUGCUGUAUGCUUGAUCUAUCGUUUGGCCUGCCUAUCGUUGUCCGUGAUGCCGCGUUGAAGAUGGUCGCUCCCGGCCCGGAGAGCUCAAUCAACCGUGAAUACUACGCGCAGGAACACGAGAAAGAGAUCGAAGAAGGCCGUGGGGCGGUCGAAGCAUACGAGAAGACAGAUGAGAAGGCGCGCGAGCUGCUGCGAAGACUGGCAAACAGUGAACCGUACUACAGAAAACCUCGGCAGCGACUGGAAGGUCCAUCCGAUGAAUCGACUGAGGCACAACCCACCGACGCUCCAGUCGUACAGAGCCGCUAUGGGAACGGACCCGGGCCUAUUCGGACAAGCGAGAGUAGGAGAGGGACACCACUGCCUGGCCGAGGCCGUGGUAAUAUGCGCGGUGGUCGCGCUGGCCGUCCAUUUCCUGGCACCGCUCAGAUCCCUCCAUCUCCCGAAGAUUACCUGCCUCCUGCGGACCCGAACAUCACAUCCCUUUUUGUGACCGGUGUUGAGGACGACCUUCCGGAACACACACUCCGGACAUUCUUCGCACAGUUCGGUCAACUCCGGUCUUUGAUCUGUUCACACCGCGCUCAUUGUGCUUUCGUCAACUUUGCGACUCGAGAGGGCGCAGAAGCCGCUGCACAGCAUUGCAAGGGCAAGGCCGUCAUUCAGGGAUGUCCCCUGCGGGUGCGGUGGGGUAAGCCCAAGCCUCUGGACAAUAUGGACAGGGAGGAGCGGAUGAAGAAUGCUCGUGAGGGUCGCAUGACGGCCCCGGAACAAAAGGAUGGAGCGUCAGGACAGAGAGCAAUCACAGCUGCUGGUGAGCCUACGACAGAGAAGCCACAGAGCUUUCUUGUGGCACCACCCCCAGGUAGUGGGGAUGUCCAGUACUCGAGCUUGUCGGGCGAUUGAUCCUUGUCUUUUUAAUUUCGAUUGUUGGGCUCAUUUGUAUCGCGACAUGGUCAAAAGGCAUUGUACAUAUGUUCAAGCGGGCGUUGUUUGCUAUGCAUUCUAAUUUCGAGAAAAAUACCCCAAGAGACGCCAGGAGGUGAGGAAAGCAUGGGUAUACUAUAAUACAAAUUGCAAAUGC